AUGGUUUUGAGGCGGGUAGUGGCAGCCGCGGCGGCCUUGUUCACAAGCCAAGUUCUCGCGCAAACCUAUACUUCGUGUAAUCCCCUUCAGACGACAUGCAAGGCGAACACCGCUCUUGGAAUGACAAUUGAUGUUGAUUUCACCCAAGGAGAGGUCAACUCCUUCUCCACAUCUGGCGGAACUCCUACGUACGGCUCAGACGGAGUCGUUUUCACCGUCGCCAAGUCGGGAGAUGCUCCUCAACUGAACUCGCUCUUCUACAUCAUGUUUGGCCGAGUCGAGUUUGAAUUGAAGGCUGCACCAGGCGCCGGCAUUGUCUCGUCCGUCGUCUUGCAAUCAGACUGCCUCGAUGAGAUUGACCUGGAGUGGUUAGGGGCCGACACUACGGAGGUGGCCACAAACUAUUUCGGCAAGGGCCAGGUCACGAACUACAACCGCGGCGAAUGGAAUCCGGCGGCAGGAAACCAAGACAGCUUCAUCAAGUACACCAUUGAUUGGACAAGCGAGCGAAUAGUAUGGAUGGUUGGAGACACUGCGGUCCGCACGCUCAACUACAAGGAUGCCGACGAGGGCCAGUAUCCCCAAACCCCCAUGCAGAUCAAAAUCGGCGCUUGGUCUGGUGGUGAUUCCAGCAACUCCGCUGGCACGAUCGAGUGGGCGCGCGGUCCGACCGACUAUACGAAGGGACCUUUCAGCAUGCAUAUGAAGAAUAUUCAGAUCACCGACUACAGCACAGGGAGCUCCUACAGCUACGGCGACCAUUCAGGAGACUGGGAAUCCAUCAAGUCCGAGGGCGGCAAAGUCAACGGCAAUCUGAAUGGUGCCGGGUCGUUGACGGUCACUGCCACCGCAGACUCGACCGCAACUGCGACCGUGCCAGUCGUCGGUCUCACCGGCACUGUCAGCGCAUCACUGCCCUCCGGAUGGAUCAUGACUUCCUCCGGCAAGGUGAGGCCGGCGUACUCUGCCUCCUCGGAAACUCUACGUCCCAGCAUGCUGCUUCUUGCUGGCCCUACGAUUUUUGCCAUUCUGGCUGCCUCUUUAGGUGACUGGCGGCGGCCUUGA
Neoarthrinium moseri is the source of this 1065-nucleotide messenger RNA. RefSeq lists its product as uncharacterized. Gene Ontology annotation, cellular component: fungal-type cell wall. The coding region runs from base 1 to 1065 and encodes 354 amino acids. The record is from RefSeq and is a predicted model, not a curated record. The transcript is spliced from 2 exons. NCBI's taxonomy places the organism in Eukaryota, Fungi, Ascomycota, Sordariomycetes, Amphisphaeriales, Apiosporaceae. Gene Ontology annotation, molecular function: hydrolase activity, hydrolyzing O-glycosyl compounds; glycosyltransferase activity. Gene Ontology annotation, biological process: carbohydrate metabolic process; fungal-type cell wall organization.